AUGGUUCGCCCCUACGCCGCCAAAUGGCUCAAGAAGAGGCGGAAGAGAGAUCCCUCGGCCGCUGCGUCCGACGCUGAAGACGGGAAGGGUGGAAAUGGAGAAGAUGCCGAAGACCAGACGGAAGAGGAGGUCGAAGAGAAGAAGAGGAAGAAGAAGCAGGAGGGAGAGCGAGGAGCGGGCGUUGUGGCCGAGGGGAGAGAGGAGGAGAGCCCUAAUGGGUCCCUCCCUGCUCAUGUCCUUCCCGGGCUUCCUCUUGAGAAGACCCCCGACGAGGAAGCGAAGCCAGGGGUCAUAUUCAUUCUGGAGAAGGCCUCCCUAAAUGUCGGGAAAGUAGGAAAGGUGCUCACAAUUUCGACUCUCUAUUUGUAUUGAUGUCAAACUCGCCAGAUUUCCCCCCGCGAUGCCGUUGCUUGAUGCUCAGGAUUUAGGGGUUUUUUCCUGCAUGGUUCUUCCGCUGGUGAAAUUUGAUUAUGUGACAUCGCUCAUAAACCCUGAAUUCGGAGCGUCUCUUGCUCGUCGCAGAAAGAAAAUAUUCUGAACGCGGAUGACCACGCCAAUUACUUGAGGAAGCAGUGCAGAGAUCCCGCUGAAUUUCGGCCUGAUAUAUUGCACCAGGUUUGUUUGUUGAUUAUUUUGCUUGGCGAGUACGUCUCCAGACGCAGUCGCUUCAAGGUUGUGACUAGAUUGUCUUCCUGGGCUUGAUUUGGUCGUUGACUUUUGUUGCCUAUGCGACCCUUUUUACAGGCGAUGCUUGCCAUAUUGGAUAGUCCUCUCAACAAGGCCGGAAGGUUGCAAGGCCUGUACGUGAAGUCUGACGAUGGGGAGCUCAUCGACGUCAAGCCCCAUGUCCGCCUGCCACGAACAUUCAAGCGGUUUUGCGGCCUCAUGUGUAAGUCAAACCACAGCCGGCAGGAUCAUAUCUUGUAGAGAUUGAUGCAUCUUCUUCUUUCUUAUUCAUCUAGUCUUUCUGUGCAUAAUAAUCUCAUCCGAAUUCUGUGGUUGCAGAUCAGUUGAAGUGUAAGAAGAACAUACACGCAACUGGUAAUCGGGAGAAACUCUUUCGGAUGAUCAAGAACCCGGUCACUCAGCAUCUACCCGUCAAUUCCAGGAAAAUAGGUGAGAUGAUGUGGUCAACGCCGUUCUAAGCCAGGUGGGGCUUGAGAAGCCUAGACCCACCAACCUAUCCCCUCUCUGAGCCAGACUGAGUCGGGCCUGUUUUCUCUUUCUGGGCUUGCUCUUCUCAUCUGUGCCUGGAAAACUUGGGCUGGACUUCUUGGCUUGGCCUCCUGCGGCAAUCUCGCGGAAAACAUAGCUAAUGCCAGGUGCUCUGUUGCCAAUGCAGGUUUUUCUUAUAGCUCGGACAAAUUAGUGCAUCUAAGGGACUAUGUCGCUGCAGUGGGCGAUGAUGCUACCCUUGUCUUUGUGGUAUGUUGAGAUUUGAACUAUAGUGUUUAUCUUUAUUCCAUCUGGUUUUAUUUGGUUGUAUGUCUGAUUCCGCUCAUUUUGAGAUUCUGACUACAGUUUAUAUAUCUUUGUUCCACAAGAUAUUAUCCGAAGAUAUCUCUGAUUUUGUUCAUGUUAACUUUCUGACUCUACUCAUGUGGUAUUAACGGGCUGCAUCUCUGAUUCGGCCAACGUUGAGAUUCUGGCUACAGUAUAUAUAUACAUAUAUAUAUAUCGUUAUUUUAUAUGUAUAUUAUUGGGCUAGGUCUCUGAUUUGGCUGAGUCCUAUGAUACAUCACCAGGUUGGAGCUAUGGCCCAUGGGAAAAUUGAUGCGGAUUACACGGAUGACUGUAUAUCAGGUGAUUUGCAUCCAAGUCAACCCACCACGUUCUUCUUUUUUUCUUGAUAAAUUCUGUUUAUCAGGAAAAAAAACCAUGUUCAUGUAAGAACUUCCUCUGGCAUAGAGGUUUAUUUUCCUAACAUGGAAUGCUUGGUUAAUCUGGCGUGGGCUACCACGUUCUCCUCCUUAUAGAGUUUUUUUUUUUUUUGGCUACUUUUAGUGAAAAAAUCGGCAAGUUUCUAAUUUAUCUUGAUAUAAAAAAAAUUCACUUUCUAUCUAAUUUUCCGAGCUCUAUUUUUCGGUCAUGUGGAAUAAGAAAUCAAUCGUGCUGGCAUAUUGAAAGGAUCAAGCCAAUCCUUCUUCCUAUGAAAGUUUGUUCGUUUACUCUUACCAAGAAAAAAUCAAUGGGAGUCUAUUUUAUAUUGUUAUGAAAAAAAUAUUUAAUGUUUCUUUUGACUUGAUGCUCCAGUUUUUGAUGGAAUCUGGUGAGAUGCUGAGAUAAUCUAUCCUUUAUAAAUUCUUUUAUCUGGUAUCUUUCUUGUGAGAAAAUAUUGAUGAACAUGUAAUUUAUUUUGUUAUAAAAAGCAUUUAGAGCACCUUUUGACUCAAUUUUGAUUGGAUUCUUUGAGAUUCAAGCAUGACCCAUUUUAGCAAGAAAAUAUUGACGAUCAUAUAGUUUUUUGGAAUAUAUAUAUAUAUUCAGACCGUUUUUGGCUUAGAUCCAGUGAGUUCCUGGCCUCAUCUAUCUCCAUCCCUGCUGCAGUCUCAAACUACCCGCUGAGUGCUGCAUGCUGCAUAGCCCGGAUCUGUAAUGUGCUGGAGCAGAGGUGGAACAUCCUAUGA
Messenger RNA from Spirodela intermedia, 2627 nucleotides. The record is from the annotation of a GenBank genome assembly. Lineage: Eukaryota; Viridiplantae; Streptophyta; Magnoliopsida; Alismatales; Araceae.